Molecule: messenger RNA, 6071 nt
Organism: Rotaria sordida
Lineage: Eukaryota; Metazoa; Rotifera; Eurotatoria; Philodinida; Philodinidae
Source: the annotation of a GenBank genome assembly
AUGACUAUUGAUACAACUCGCCGUCAUAAAUCCAAACCGAUUGGUGAUGUUAGCAAGCAUAGUUAUAUCAAGAAUGAAAAUGAAAUCUUUCUAUCGAUGAGUACAAUAUUUCGAAUUGUCUUUGUUGAUAUUGAAAAUAAUGUUUGGAUUGUAAAACUCAUAUUUAUGGAACAAGAAGAUAAAAGAUUAAUUGAACUUAUUGAUUAUCAAAAAAUGAUACUGAGAGAAAAAGAAACGGCGGUGGUUUUCGAAAGAAUUUUACAAGAUAUGGCAGAAAUGGAAAAAGCAAAACGUUAUUAUAAUCUUAUACUAGAAAGUUCGUCAGAGGAUAGUGUUGAAGUUUCAUCUAUUUAUAAUAAUCUUGGUGCAAUGGCCAAGGAUGAAUACAAGUACGAAGAAGUACUAAAUACUUAUGGAAAAUCAAUGAAUAUAAAUAAAAAAAUUUUAUCCAAAAUUCAUCCGCAUACCGCUAUGUCGUAUAAUAAUAUCGUUGAUAUUUAUGAUGAUAUGGGUCAAACUCAAAAAUCGGUAGAUUACUAUGAAACAGGGCUUCGAAUUCUUUUUCAGCUACUUCAGAUUUCUAAUCAUCCAAAAACGAUUGAGUGCAUUACUGAUAUCAUUAAUAAUCUUGGCGUAUUGUUCAUCAAGAUCGGCAAUCACGAACGCGCUCUUUCUUAUCUGAAUAAAGCGCUUGAAUUCAAACAAAAGUGUCCACCGAUCGUUCAUCCCAGCUAUGUAAUGUUAUUUUAUAAUAUUGGUCAUUGUUUUGAACAGAUUGGUAAUGAUAAGCAAGCUUUAAUUGUCUAUGAGAAAUUACUCGAAAUAUGUAACCAAUCAUUGCCAGCAAAUCAUUCGCAAACAGCAACAGUUCUUUCGAAAAUUGGUGACUUAUAUUAUAAUAAGUCGAAUUGGUCAACAGCAAUAAAAUAUCUUAAAAAAGCAUUGGAAAUCAAUAAAAAUAUAUUGCCAAAGGGAGGUCAUCCGGAUCUGAUUAUAGACUACGGUAAUUUAGCAUCAACUUAUUCUCAUCUAGGAGAGGGUGUGGGUGUGGGUGUGGGUGUGGCUGGGUGUGGGUGUGUGGGUGUGGGUGUGGGGUGUGGGUGUGGGUGUGGGUGUGGGGUGGGGUGGGUGUGGGUGUGAGUCGGACUCAUGUUCGGAAUUCGUCCCACACCUACACUCACAAAAUUUUUUCCAUGUGUUAAAAAUGAAAAAACGACGUUUUUACAUUUAAAUAAUGCGUGGGAUAAUUAAUGUUAACUAAACAGUACUUCUGUGUUCUCUUUGUACUCUAACCUCUAACCGUAUAGAACCAAUCUUCGUAAUCGUGCUGUUUUUUAAGGUGGUAUUUUAAUAUCACACUUCGAUGUAUCCGGAAUAUUGAUGUGAGAAAAUUUGAAAUAGGAGUAGGUGUAGAUGUGGGUAUGAGUCCUCUUUUCACUCACACUCACCCCACACAGUCACACACCCACACGCACAUCCCAACUUCUAAGUUUAUAUCCCUUGAUCAAUAAAACUACGGAAAUCAUAAACACUAGAAAAAUUGAUCAACUUUAGUGCCUCAAAAAAACUAAUAAAAAAAAUAUGCAAAAACCGUUCAAAACGGGUCGAUUUUUAGAGUUCAACCGGGCCAGAUCGGUAACCGGCCGCUCUACUGUCGGUUUGCGGAUCUAGUUUCAAGUAUGAUUCUGACAGCUGAAAACUUUCACAGAAGCUGUACAAGGAAUUUAAAAAAUUAAUUUUAGACAUGUGUUUGUAUAUUUUCUUCUCUCUAUAGACUUGAAAUUAUUCCGUCUAACUGUCUUUUUUUAUGACAGCGUUUUCUUUUAGAUAUUGAAAAGUUUUGCGUGCUUCUCAUACGAACAUAAACGAAACUUGACACUAUUUUAUAACAACUAUGGAUUAUAUAUUAUGACCGCCAUUUGUAUAGUCAAAUGACAUGUAUUCACUAGAAGAGAAUCGAAUUUCUUGUUAGAAUAAAUACUUUUCAUUUAAUGAGCAUACAUAAUUAGUACAACACAUCAGACUGCUGUGAUAACGAAGCCAUACGACACCACACUAGCUGAGGCUGUCAGGUAAGUAAGCUUACAGACCAUGGUAUCAUCCUCUAUACUGGAUAUAUAUCCUACAUCUCUGUAUUUUCUUUAUCUCCGAUCAACCAUGUAAAAACUGAAAUGAGUUUUCAGGGAAAUCAAUAGGAAACGUGUAAUUGCCCAAGUCAUUCACACAUAACCUACAACUUUUUGCACAGGUCAUGAUACAUCUCAGUGUGGGCCGAAGUCUUUGUACUCACUGUUCCGAAUCGCUGUGUGACUGGAACUUUUCGUCUUCACGUUCCCAGAUUGAUGAGCACCGUGAGGCAUUAUGCCGCCUGUCUUUCGUAUUACAGUGUAGUGUUAAAGUUCGUGCAUAACAUUUUCACAUAUGAUAUUGCCGCGCGCGAAACACUAGCAUGCCUACACUAACGUGUAAAAUUCUUUUAAUGAAGAUCAAGUCAUAAAAACACACAGGACGCAUCCCCUGAGUGAAGAUGAAAGUGGAAACACGCGCACAAUGCAAGCCAGAUCUGAUAGCCUCUUAUAGAUUCUUAUAGGUCUGGCUAUAUCUUAGUAGAGUUUGCAUACCUGAUAAACCAAAAUACAUCUUGACAGGUUUCAUCGAUAAACCUUUCCUACGAAGAAAUGUAAAAACUUUGAAUUAUUUUGUAAUUUAUCUUCCUCAUGAACUCCAUAUUAUUGGAUUAAUUAAACUCACUAGUAUGAAUACAAGAAUAAUUUUCUAUUUCUAUCUUAUUUAAUUCACGAAUAUGAAUUGAAAAGGUCAUCAAGAUCGUAGGAAUUAAAAAUCGUCACAAAACAUAAAAAAAUUAUUGACUUGAUAAGAAGCCAAUAGAAAACUGUAUUUUAUGCGAAAGUGUCAGGCAAUCUCAAAGCUAUCGUGGCUAUCCUCACAGAAAAAUGCUAGACUAGAACUAUUUGGUCUCUUCUUUACGCUUCGCUGUGGUAUGUCGUAAGAAGUAGUUCAGGCUGACUUCAAGAAAGUGUUAGAUGACGCGAAAUUUUUUACCUUUAUCCUCAUCGGCAUGAAUAUUUUACUAUUGUGUCGGUAGCAUUUUUGUACAUAUUGUCAUCAAAAUCUUAGUUACUUUAUGCUGAUAGUUCAACGCUCGUCGCCUGAUUAAUUAAACAUAAUGUAUAGUCAUGGCAAAAAAGCCAGCAAACUAAUUAUGUAAUAUAUAGACAUUAUCAAUGAAGUGAGGCUAAUUAAAAUAAUAGAUAAAAAUGAGAUAGAGACAAAAAAAUGAAUCAAAGAAAUUGUUAACUAAAAAAUAUUUAUCACUCGAUCGUCCAAAAGAAAAAUCGAUCAUUGUGAUCGAUUUCAUGUCUGUCUCAAUCGUGUGUAAUUUACAGAUCAUAUUGGCACUAUGUGUGUGUUAUUUAAUAGACUUGUUUCUAUUUUUGACGUUAUUCUAAUAAAUUACUCAUAAUGUCGAGAUAAACAAAAAUUCGAUGUAUGGAGAAAAUUUUGUGUUGAAGUGCUGUUGUGUAUGGAACACUGUUUGCUAGUUUCAUCAAAUGAUUUGUUUUUUUCUUACCUUAGCAGCAAGGUAAAUUUGUUUAUUUCUUAACUUUUCUUAUUUUGCAUAUUUUUCUUUUCUUCUUUUCAUUUUUUCUUACUGCAUACUCUAUCACGAACAGAUCUAUACAAGAUGUGCACAGAAAGUUACAUACCAGAAUACAUGUACACGAAAUUAUAUACUUCAGUAAUUUGCACAUGGUGAAUUUUGCGCACGAAAUAAAAAAAAAUACAUAGCUGAAUAGAUAUCGAAAAGCAAAAGGAUGUAGAAAAAAAUUAAACUGGUUUUUAUUUUAAAACUCGUCAUAUGUUAUACCCAUAUAUAUAUAUAUAAAUAAAAAGUCUAAAAAAAUGUCUAUAGUUAUUCUUCCAGGACGAGCAUUACGACAGUCGUAAACGAUCGUAUAGGACGCUAUACGACCACUGUGAACGAUCGUACACAGUCGUAUACCAUGUCGUUUAUCAUCGUAUUCCACAGAACUUUUUCGUAUCUCCCCUCAGCGACAAUACCUACCAGCUAUUUGUAUAAAAAUGUACAUCAUUUAAUUUUUAAUCCAUUGAUAUUUACAUUUGGAGAAGCUGUUCAAUCGAACCUAAAUAAAAAAAACCAAAAAUAAUAAUUGAUAUUUUAAAUUCAUAUUCACAUUUCGAUCAGCUGUUGAGUCGAACCUAAAUAAAAAAUAAUAAUAAUUUAUAUUUUAAUUUGAUACUCCCAUUUCGAAAAGCUGUUGGAUCGAACCUAAAUAAAAAAAAAUAGUUCUAUUUAACACUUUGAUUAUCAGUUAUAACGAUUAAUCACAGGCUUUGGAUUGUUAUCUUUUGGUGCAUAACUGAAAAAAGACAGAUUGAAAAAUCAAGCUAGAACUGGAUAUUAAUGGCUUAUGCCGAAGCGAAAAUAGUUAAAUCAAUGUGCAAUUUUCUCGAUAGUUCGAAGAAUACUUCUAACACGUCGAUUGGACAGAAUCUAAGUGCAAUAAAAAGAUUCAAUAAAACGUAGACUAGUUGAUGUGUGUGCUGGGUGCAUCUGAUAACAUAUAUCUGUAGGCGAAAAUAGGGUGUGACUGUAGCUGUGAGUAUUUAUUAAAGGAAGACCCACACCCACAUCUCCUUAGUAAUAAUAAUGAAAAUCAGUUUUAUGGAAUUAAAGAAUUUGAUGAAGCAUAUCCUGCAGAAAAUGCAAUAUAACGGUAUAUAUCUGAGUAUUUUCUAUAUACAAUCGUUAAAUAAGAACUACGAACAGACAAUAUUAAUAUUAUUUUCACUUUUUGAUUUUUUAUAAAAGAUUUCUACGACUAAUUAUUAAACUGUACAUUAAGGGAACGAUUCGACACACUUCUCUUGGUUGUAUUCAUUCUUAGGUCAUAUGACUCGUUCAUAUUUAGUAUGCUGAUAUUGUCAAACGGGUUCGUAAAAACGAUAAAUAUAAAUUUUCUUUAGCACAAUGCAUACAGUCCAUGGAAGAAGAUUGUGAUUAAAUCACCAUUGCUUCAAAUAAAUACGUUGAAUCGGUUUGAAUCAGAUUGUCCAAUUAUAUACAUGGAAGGUAGGUGAUCUUGUAGUCACUGAUUUGGCGUCUCACUCUUUUUAUCAUGUUGCUUCCUAUCCCAGAAAUGUAUUGGAUGAGGGCGGUAUAGGAUCUGCAAAAUUCGAAGAUUUGGCAUUCCGUUAACAAGAUCAAGUACAUUUUCGAGAUUCUUGACUUUAAUUAAAAGUUCUUCACAUUGUUUAGCCAAUGAAGGCUGAAUUAAUAUUUUACAUUCUUCAUCACUAAAAUAUGGAGACUUCUGUUGAUGAUUAUCCAAUGAUAAAUCGAUUCUGCGAAGAUUUUUAUUCGUAUUUCCUAUUAAUGGCACCUGAGAAGAUGGCCAUGGUUGGAUUAUUAAUGAAUAUAGAUUAGGUGAUCGAUCAAGUAAUAAUUGCGAAUACAACUAAGCAUUCAUAUCAGUUGUGACUACAGUAAUUGAAGUUAGAUAGUCAAAUACUGGAACACUUUCCCAAAGAUGCAUGUUGUGCUUUGAACCGAUAGAAAGAUUGCGAAUAUUAGAAAACUGUAUGAAAGAUAGAUGAUCGAGGUAUGAGAAAAAUGUGUAAGAAAGAUUCUUCACUUGAUAAUAUAAAUUAUGAUUGCUAUUGUGAGGGCAAGUUGUUUUAUAUACCUCGCUUAACAUAUUCGAAUGAAGAUCACUGAAUCCGUAUGACAGAGUAUGAAGAAUGAUGACCUUGCGGUUGUUUUCAGAUCUAAGAUGACAACCGAUAUACCAUUGAUGUUUUUCAAGCCAAAAUCUGGAACGAAAUGAAUCGACUAAAUGAUUCAUAUAUCACUCCUUAUUCUUUUUCCCGUCAACUUGAAUAUGCAUUCGAAAAUGAAAAACUUUCAGUUUAAGAAGAUAGUUUUCUAUUAAUUGCUCCCAUUGAUAUCCAUCACAAUCAAUAUAGUAUGUAUCAACUUUCAAAUCAGUUAAAUUAGGCAUAAUUCGUAAAAUAUUCAUCAUCAUCUG